This is a messenger RNA of Ciona intestinalis (vase tunicate), 1578 nucleotides long. NCBI's taxonomy places the organism in Eukaryota, Metazoa, Chordata, Ascidiacea, Phlebobranchia, Cionidae. The record is from RefSeq and is a predicted model, not a curated record.
CCAUAUACGUUAUAUAACAUACGCAGUACCAGAACACUGAAGUAAAUUGUAUAUAUCAGUCCGUGUUUUUCAGUUAAAGUAAUGAUAGUAAAACUCAAGGAGGGGUUUUAGAAUAACUGGUUCUUGACUGUCCAAAUGGCCGACAACAUUGAAGAAACCCCACCAUGCAAAUCCUGCAAACUUAGUGUAGAUUUAGAAAAACCAAGAUGGGAUCAAUCAACAUUCGGUGGGAGACUAAAACAUUUUUAUGCAAUAACCGACAUGCGGAAGUUGUUUGUGCCAGAUUCUCAACUGGAUCAUGCAAAAAAUCUUGUCCUGGCUUACAGAGCUGGAAAAUGUAUCGGUGACACAACAGAAGAACAAUUAUGGAACGCUAAGCAUCUUUAUGACUCAGCAUUUCACCCGGACAGUGGAGAGAAAAUGAAUUUAUUUGGGCGAAUGACUUUCCAAGUGCCAGGAGGAAUGGCAAUUACUGGCCUUUUAUUGCAAUUUUAUAAAACACCUGCGCAAGUUGCAUUAAUGCAAUGGUUUAACCAGUCAUUUAAUGCUGUAGUCAACUACACAAACCGCAAUGCUGCUUCAGAAACAUCAACGAAACAAAUGAUGUUUGCAUAUGCUACUGCUACAACUACGGCAUUAGGUGUUGCCCUUGGAUUGAACAUUUACUCAAGGAAGGCACCGCCUGUUGUUGCACGCUGGGUCCCAUUUGUUGCUGUAGCUUCAGCUAAUGCUGUGAAUAUUCCUUUAUCAAGACAAACGGAAUUGUUAAAUGGAGUUACAAUCACAGAUGCCGAGGGCAAUGUGAUGGGAAAAUCAAAGAAAUGUGCUCAGAAAGGAAUAAGUCAAGUUGUUUUCUCCCGAAUUUUAAUGGCUGCACCAGGAAUGGUUUGCCUCCCCAUUAUGAUGGAGAGUUUGAUCAAGCGGAAAUGGUUUAGAUCACGAACAUGGCUACACCUUCCUUUUCAAGUAACUGGCCUUGGAGUAUUUUUAAUAUUCAUGGUUCCAGCAGCUUGUGCAGUCUUCCCACAGCAAGCAUCAAUGAAAGUUGGAGAUUUGGAGUUAGAUGUUCGUAAAUCAAUUGAGGAAAAACACGGCAAUCUUAUCAAUACUGUGUACUUUAAUAAGGGUUUAUAAUUCUAACUCUGCAUAUAAUUUUAGACAAUUUUAAUAAUUCCCUUGAUUUAGUAGUGCCCAAUAUUAAUACAUUCCAAAAAUGUAACCUUUUCUAUACUACCUAAAAGGUUUAGUCACUUUAGUGCUUUAUUGUAAUAAUAAAACGCUUUUGUGUUUGUUUAACAUACAUAACAUGUUUUAUCACUUAAUCGAUCAAUUUAAGACCCAACAUAAAUGAUCCUGUUAAACAUUGUUUUCUAAACAGGUAACAUUCAUUAUAUAAAUAUUGGCAGAUGUUUUUAUUGGUUCAUUUUCUGCCACACCCAUGUCACGUAGCUGCUUUCAUUUUAAAUCAUUUUUUUUACAAUUUUACAUAUAGUUAUCUGCUAACUAUUUGAUGCAAUAAUUUUGUUGUUUUAAUUACUGCGCAAUCAGGUAAAUGGUGUUAGUAAUGAAUAAAAUCGA